GGUUCACAUCCGUUGGUAUUUCUCUUCUGGAUUAAAUAAGAACCGUCGGAUCAGAAUCCGUCAUAAAGAAACCGUGAACAAAAUAUUGCCCAACUUUUCCCCACUUAUUUCCCAUUCUGCCACUUUCUUUAAUUUUGCUGUUCUUAGUUUUUAUAUUUAUUUCUUUUUUCAUCUCGGCUACGAGUUUCUGGGUGAUGAUAAUUAAAGCUUUUCUGCUUUAAUGGAAGGACCUUGACACCUUUCUCUCUCUCUCUCUGCUAGUCCUCUUCUAAUUAUUCUCUUCUCUGCGAAUAUCUGACCGUAAUCGAUCGUCUUCUUCGGCGUGAGCUCCGUUUUCAUCAGCGAUUUGUUUUCCUUUUUUUAUUUAGGUAAGCUGCUUUGCAGUGUGGAGAAACCAAAAGAAUCUAAAUGUGUCCAGAAGAGGAGCUACAGAGCAAUGUCUCUGUGGCAAGUUCUUCACCUACUAGCAAUUGCAUCUCGAGGAACACAGCAGGAGGAGGACUUAAGGAGCAUAACUACUUGGGUCUGUCUGAUUGUUCUUCUGUUGGGAGUUCAACUCUCUCGGGCCUCGCAGAAGAUGACAAAGCCACUAUCAGUCUCAAAGCCACAGAACUGACUCUUGGCCUUCCCGGACCACAAUCUCCUGCUAGAGACACAGAUCUCAACUUACUGAGCCCAGCAAAGCUGGAUGAGAAGACCUUCUUUCCUCUGCUUCCUUCGAAAGAUGAGAUAUGCUCCUCCUCUCAAAAGAACAUCGCCUUAGGAAACAAAAGAGGCUUCUCUGACGCAAUGGAUCAGUUCUCUGAAGCCAAGAGUUCAGUGUAUACUGAGAAAAACUGGAUGUUUCCUGAAGUGGCAGCUACCCAAUCUGUAACAAAGAAGGAAGUGCCACAAAACAUACCUAAAGGACAGUCGAUCACUACAAACAAUAGCUCUAGUCCACCUGCAGCCAAGGCACAGAUUGUCGGUUGGCCUCCGGUGAGAUCUUACAGGAAAAACACAUUGGCCACAACCUGUAAGAACAGUGAUGAGGUUGAUGGGAAGCCAGGCUCUGGGGCGCUCUUUGUGAAGGUUAGUAUGGAUGGUGCUCCUUAUCUGAGGAAGGUUGACUUGAGGAGCUACACUAACUACGGGGAGCUUUCUUCAGCCUUGGAGAAAAUGUUCACCACAUUCACUCUUGGUCAAUGUGGAACUAAUGGAGCUACAGGGAAGGAUAUGCUCAGUGAGACCAAGCUCAAGGAUCUUUUGAAUGGAAAAGACUAUGUGCUCACUUAUGAGGAUAAAGAUGGGGACUGGAUGCUUGUUGGAGAUGUUCCAUGGGAGAUGUUUAUUGAUGUCUGCAAGAAGCUGAAGAUAAUGAAAGGCUGUGAUGCCAUUGGGUUGGCUGCAGCUCCGAGAGCAAUGGAAAAAUCGAAGAUGAGAGCUUAAAGACUGGAACAUGACAAAAUCAGCUUUCUAAUUAUACAACAUAUGUGAAAUCCCUUUUGGUGGUGUUUUUAAUUUCAAAACAUCUACAUCUUUAGUUUCUGAGAUUAUUAAGAAUGAAAAGAAAAAAAGAAGACUUCCGUUUGUAAGGAAAAUGAAGAAGAAUUAAGAAUGAUCUAUUUUUGCUCUUGUUGUUGCUGCUUGCUUUAGUCGAACCAGUAAACUGGUCGUGGUUUUUCUUGAGUCUGGUGUAUGUUUUGGUUUGAUUUCGAUGUGGUUGGCUUUUAUUUUUGGAUAUUGAUUGUAAUGUUAUUCUCUCUCUCUCUCUUUCUUCCC
Molecule: messenger RNA, 1761 nt
Organism: Eutrema salsugineum
Lineage: Eukaryota; Viridiplantae; Streptophyta; Magnoliopsida; Brassicales; Brassicaceae
Product: auxin-responsive protein IAA9
Exons: 6
Coding region: 409-1428 (339 amino acids)
Biological process (GO): regulation of DNA-templated transcription
Cellular component (GO): nucleus
Molecular function (GO): protein binding
Source: RefSeq, a predicted model, not a curated record